GAAUGGAAGCUGGUUGAAAAGUUCAAUUAAUGGCUGUUCCAGCUAUAGACCCCCAUCACAGUCAUUCUUUUAUUCGUCAUCUUGGGGAAGCAUUUUGCAGAAAGGAUCAGUACUUGUUGACAUUCCGCUUGUUGAUCAGAUCUUUUAUGGGGAUAGAAUAAAUAGGUACAAGGAGGCUUUGAGAACUUUGAGAGUAAUGUUUGAAUAUGGGGAGGCCUGUCAGUUUAUUGGGAAGCAUUUCAUGUAUUUGGCAGCUUCAUCCACUUUAAGCAAAGACAAUGUACUCUCCAUACUUAAUUUCAUCAGAUUUCUGAGAGAAAAACUCCUUUCUCCCAAAGAAUUCAUAUCCAGUAUCAAAACAGGAAGAUGGCUGAGGACAUGUGGUGGUGACAGAUCUCCAGAUGGCGCUGUCCUAUUUGAUCAGCAGUGGAAAACUGCAUCACUAAUCAGUGAUAUCCCUUUUAUUGAUGAUGACUACUAUGGUCAGGAAAUUUUUAGUUUCAAAACAGAACUCCAGUUGCUUGGUGUUGUAGUUGGCUUCAAUGAGAAUUGUCAACUUGUGGUUGAUUACUUGAAACCGAGUUCCUGCUUAACUUAUUUAAAUGCUGAGGCAUUUCUCUUGAUUUUAAGAUGCAUGCGGCAUUUAAGAUCCAGUGAUAAGCUUAUUGCAGCACUCAACAAUGUUAAGUGUUUGAAGACAAAGCAGGGUUACAGAUAUCCAUAUGAAUGCUUUCUGUCUGAUCCUGAAUGGGGUGGCCUCCUACAGAUUUUCAAUUCUUUCUCGAUAAUCGAUCAUGAUUACUAUGGAAGUAGCAUCUUCUCCUACAAAGAUGAGUUAAAGAAACUGGGUGCCAUGGUGGAUUUUAAGGCUGCAAAGAAAGCUUUUGCUUUGAUUUUUAGGCAGAAGGCAUCUUCAUAUUCUAUUGGGAAAGAACAUACAAUGACAUUUCUUUCUUUUUACAGAAAGCUGAACGGAACUCAUACAUUUCAGCCAGAGUUGAGGAAUUGCAUCCGUGAGGUACGUUGGUUACGGACCCGUCUUGGUGAUUUUAGAUCUCCAAAAGAUUGUGUGUUAUUUGGUCCAGAAUGGAAAUCUAUCUAUCCAAUUACUGUCAUUCCUUUCAUUGAUAGCAGUGACAAAUAUUAUGGGAAGGACAUUUAUGGCUAUAAAGAUGAGCUUAAGAGCAUGGGAGUUGUUGCUGAAUUUAAAAGUGGUGUGCAGUUUGUGGCCGAUGGUCUCUGUUUUCCUCAGGAUCCUUGCCGCAUAACUCCUGCAAAUGCUCUUUCUUUGCUUAAAUGUGUGGGUAUUUUAUUAGAAAAGGGGAAUGGCCCCUUACCAGAGGGGUUUCUGAAAAAAGUUUCCACAAAAUGGUUAAAGACCAAAUCCGACUAUUUGAGUCCUGAUGAGUGCUUAUUGUUUGACAACAGUACUGGCUUAGAGCAGGCAGAUGGGCCUUUCAUUGAUGAAGAGUUUUACAGUCCUGAUAUCAGAUCCUACAGAAAAGAGCUCAAUGCUAUAGGAGUCAUUGUUGAUGUAGAAAAGGGAUGCAAAUUGAUUGGAAGCCACCUCUCUUCCCAUUAUGAGUUUUCAACCAUCACUCGAAUAUACAACUUUUUGAACAUGAAGGGAUGGAAACCUGACAGUGAGGCAACAAGAAAAAUCUGGAUCCCUGAUGGAAGCAGUGACGGCAAUUGGGUUGACCCAGAUGAUUGUGUUCUACAUGACAAAGAUGAUCUCUUUGGUUCCCAGUUGUAUGUUCUGGAUAAAUAUUAUGAGAAUGAAGUACCUCUGCGAUUUUUCUCCACUGUGUUUGAGGUUAGAUCCAAUCCAUCACUUGAUGAUUAUUGCACAAUUUGGAACAAUUGGGAAACUUCAGGAGCAAAGUUGUCAAAUGAUGAGUGUUGUGCAUUCUGGGGGUAUGUUAAGAGGCACCAGAGUUCGAAAACAGAAAAAAUGCUUGCCAAAAGGUUGGUGAAGUUGCCUGUGGAUUCUGGUUCAGAUGGAGUAUUGUUGUUUAACAAGCAUGAUGUUUUUAUUGGUGAUGACCUUCAGCUCAAGGAUCAUUUUGUCUUGCACUCUCCUCAUCCACUCUUUGUUUGGUAUCCUCAGCCAAGCUUACCUUCUUUGCCACGGACCAAGUUGACUGAAUUAUACAGGAAUAUAGGGGUUCGCACGUUGUCUGGAUCUGUGCAGAAGGAGGAAUCAUCAUCGACAUAUGGCUUGGAACUUAAGCAGGUUAAUCCAAGUGAUGUUUUGAUUGUCAGAGGGCUGAUUAGACUUCUUCUUGGCUUUCUAGCAGGUCCUUUAACAAUGGAAGCAGGAGAAAGGCAUAAAGCAGUUCAGGGCCUCCUCAAUGUCACUGUAUUUGAGACUUCUGAACCUGCUACUUUGAGUUAUAGUCUAUCUCUGUCCUCUGGGAAAAUCUUAAAUGUGAGAGUACGCCAAAUGAUACGUUGGGACAGAGAGAGCUCAAAGCUUUACACAGUGAAGAUUGAUGGGACAGCCAAUCAAAAGAUUCUACUUGAAUAUGCUUCAUCGUUCUCUGAAGAAAUAGCCAAGGGAGUACUUUGGGAGAAAGAAGAUCACAUAAAUUCACUUUCUGAGCUGAUCAAGUUGGCAUUUCUUCUCAAAUUUGAUGAAGAAGCCGUUGGUUUCUUGUUGAAGUCAAAGAAUUUGCAAGUUUUUGUGGAGGACGAGGAGUUCCUGUCAGCAGCCUUCCCUUGUGAGUAGGCAUGGCAUAUAUAUAUGAAGUAUGGCUUGGUGAAGAAUAUGGUAGUUUGUAAUAUCAGGCUUGUUUGUAAGAACCAAGCCAGUGACUCAGUUGGCUCAGUCUGAUUGUCAACAAAUAUAUCAUAUAUCUAUGUGUGCUGUUACCUCAUACCUGAGUGGUCUUUUGAGCUGAGUUAGUGGUCUUAUAUCUUAUAUCAAUGUGUGCAGUACUGUCCAUGAAUAUUGUGAUGCAAUUAUUGAAUAUGAACAUUAAACUUGUGGUUUCUUUCUGCAUCAGUACCUGAAAUGAUAAAGCUGUUUAUUAAGUAGUAGUAAGUAUUCAAGAGAAUUGAUCUCACUUUUUACAUUUACGUUCAAGAAUAGAGAUUGAUUCUACGC
Rubroshorea leprosula is the source of this 3109-nucleotide messenger RNA. The record is from the annotation of a GenBank genome assembly. Lineage: Eukaryota; Viridiplantae; Streptophyta; Magnoliopsida; Malvales; Dipterocarpaceae.